AUGCACCAAAAAAAACAUCACUGUUUGCAGUUUCUUUCCUGUUUGGACCAGUUCAUUGCUGCACGGUAUGCCCAACCCGCGAGCACUGCAGAUGCCACUUGUUCAAGACCCGAGGCUGGCGAGGAGGUGACCAUUAGCUAUUUGUCAGAUGAGGAGCUUUUCGAAGCCACUAUGGAGCGUCGCAUGCGCUUGCGGAUCUCCAAGGAUUUUCAUUGCCUUUGUCAACGCUGUUCAGAGCAUUGGGACCGCAGUCGUGGCGUGCGCUGCCGCUGCGGCAGUUUGCGGUUCCUCGCCGCGGAAGGAUCUGACUUGUCGCCUUGCGACGCUGGCUGUGCCUGGCCUGCAGUCGAGGUGACCAAGAGAGAGGAACUUUUGGUCCAGCUUUGCAGGCAGCAAGCCGACGCAGAUCGUGCCACACGUUUGGCCACGGCCCAGAGUUUCGCUCCAGCUGCACACCAACUGUUGCCAAGGCACUGGGCAACCGAGUGCUUGCAUAAAUGGCUGGCUGAAGGUUGCGCGACAAAGAAAGAGGCCAAAGAAUGCGAGGAGAAGAGGCUUGAAUUUCUACAGGAUGCCUAUGAAGGAGCCAUGCGCAAUACACACACAGCGUGGGUCAUGCAGAGCUUGGCUAUGUGGACCCUGAGCUCAUGCGGAGUAUUGCGUGAAGACCCACCUCCUAGCCCUGAUUGUUGGGCAGCAGCUCGUGAAAGCGGAGCGCUGGAUUUAUUGGAAAAGGCAGCGCAAGUCUUCAAAGAGUUGAACGGCGAAGAAGACAAGAGUCUUUUCCGUCGCAAUGCCUGGGAGCUUCCGCCUCCAGAGACCGUGCCAAGCAAUUGGUGGGAGAAGAAGGGCAGUGAUGACAGGCUGAAUGUCCGCACUACACCGCCUGAGUGGAUUCAAUCCACAACCCCACCGUGGACUGCAAGAGCGGGACACGUGGCAUUAGUAGACCCGGAGACCAAUGCUGUUUUCAUUCUGGGUGGCGAGGGGCCUUCGGGCUACAUGGCAGACAUGUGGAAGGAGGCCUUCAGCAUUAAUUUGGUGAAUUUGUACAAUAUGCUAGAGCUGGGUUUCCUGCAGGUUACCAGCGCCUUCUAG
Messenger RNA from Durusdinium trenchii, 1098 nucleotides. The record is from the annotation of a GenBank genome assembly. Lineage: Eukaryota; Dinophyceae; Suessiales; Symbiodiniaceae.